Fusarium poae is the source of this 1239-nucleotide messenger RNA. RefSeq lists its product as uncharacterized. The transcript is spliced from 2 exons. Gene Ontology annotation, molecular function: FAD binding; monooxygenase activity. The record is from RefSeq and is a predicted model, not a curated record. Bases 1 to 1239 code for a protein of 412 amino acids. Lineage: Eukaryota; Fungi; Ascomycota; Sordariomycetes; Hypocreales; Nectriaceae.
AUGGGUAGCUUACCUGAUCUGCAUAUCGUUAUUAUCGGUGGAGGAAUCGCAGGACUUGCGACAGCCUGUGCCCUAAGACACCCAAACAGACGCAUUACAGUGCUCGAGCGCUCUCGCCUUUUACGUGAAGUCGGCGCUCUAAUCUCCCUUCAACCCAACGCCAGCAAGAUUAUCACAAAAUGGAAACUUGAUCCGUUUCUUGAGAGCGCUGAGCCUCAGAUUGACCAAGGUUUCAGAAUCUUUGACGCUGAUGGUAACUUGGUGAGAGAGCUACCUUUCCAGAAAGGACAGUUCGGCGCAGACCGUGUUCUUUACCAUAGGCAAGACUUGCAGUCUUCUCUUGGUACUGCAGCAGCCAGCGAGCUUGCUCAAGGAAAGCCUGUGGAUAUUCGAACUGGUUGUCAAGUAGCCAGCGUCGAUUGCGACGAAGGAGUCGUGACACUUGACUCUGGCGAAGAAGUCCACGGAGAUGUCAUCAUUGGAGCAGAUGGUAUCCACAGCGUUGUGAGAACGGCUGUGGUGGGAGAGAAGAAAGAAGCUCUACCAACCGGUACAUCAGCAUAUCGGAUGCUUAUCCCCUUUGAGAACCUCAAGGACAUCUCUCUUCCUGAGAAGAUUUUGGAUCCCGCUGACCCCAAGACGACCAUGAUCAUGGGCCACGACAGAAGAAUAAUCAUGGGCCCUGGAAGAGGAAGCAAACUCUACGGAAUUGUUGCUUUAGUGCCAGACGAGAAGCUCUCAGAAGAGAGUUCAGACAGCUGGGUAGCCCCUGGUAGUAUUGAGAAGCUCUUAGAAGCAUACUCAGACUUCCCAUCAUGGCUACACGACAUCUUCAAGGCGGCGCCUGAUAUCGGACUCUGGCAGCUACGAGAUAUCGACCCCUUGUCAAAUUGGGUCAAGGGACGAACUAUCUUGAUCGGCGACGCGGCACAUGCUAUGUUACCCACACAGGGACAGGGUGCUUCACAGAGUAUUGAAGAUGCAGAGGCUAUCAGUGCAUUCCUUUCUGAGGUUCACUCCCGAGAUCAAGUUGGCGAGGCUUUGAAGAGGGCGUUCGCUGCAAGGUAUGAUAGGGCAACUUUGAUCCAGAAGUUUAGUAGAGAGCAGGCGAAGCCGGCAACAGAUGGAGUGAGUAAGGAGAUCAAACUGGAUCCUGCUCAGUUUAUGAAGUACAACAGCGACUAUGAUGGUGCCAUUGAUUGGGAGGAACGUCAGAAGAACGGAACAGCUAAGCCAUGA